CUGGCCGGCGCGAAGAUGGCCGCUCCGCCGCUGGUCGCCAAGGCCGGCUCGGGCGCCGCGCCUGGCCCGGGCCGGGCUCCCUCCUCGGCGUCGCUGUCCGCCGCGGCCGCCGCCGCCUUCCCGGAGCUGGACUUCCGCUCGGGCGCCCGCGUCGAGGAGCUCAACCGGCUCAUCCAGGAGUUCACGCGCCACGACCAGCGCGAGUACGACGACCAGCGCGCCCUCGAGAUCCACACCGCCAAGGACUUCAUCUUCUCCAUGCUGGGCAUGGUGCAGAAACUUGACCAAAAGCUCCCGGUUGCCAAUGAGUACUUGCUUCUCUCUGGGGGAGUCCGGGAAGGCGUGGUGGACCUGGACCUGGACGACCUGAACAUCUACGCCCGCGGCACCGACUACGACAUGGACUUCACCCUCCUGGUGCCGGCGCUGAAGCUCCACGACCGCAACCAGCCCGUCACCCUGGACAUGCGCCACUCGGCCCUCUGCCACUCGUGGCUGAGCCUGCGGCUCUUUGACGAGGGCACCAUCAGCAAGUGGAAGGACUGCUGCACCAUCGUGGACCACAUCAACGGGGCCACCAACUACUUCUUCUCCCCCACCAAGGUGGCCGACUGGUUCCACGACUCCAUCAGCGUGGUCCUGUCCGAGAUCCAGAAGAAGCCCCAGAGGGGGAUGCCCAGGGUGGAGAAGGUGGAGAAGAACGGGACCAUCAUCUCCAUCAUCCUGGGGGUGGGCAGCAGCCGCAUGCUCUACGACAUUGUCCCCGUCGUGUCCUUCAAAGGUUGGCCGGCCGUGGCCCAGAGCUGGCUGAUGGAGAACCACUUCUGGGAUGGGAAGAUCACCGAAGAGGAGGUCAUCAGCGGGUUUUACCUGGUGCCCGCCUGCUCCUACAAAGGCCGGAAGGACAACGAGUGGAGGCUGUCUUUCGCCCGCAGCGAGGUCCAGCUGAAAAAGUGCAUCUCCGGCAGCCUCAUGCAGGCCUACCAGGCGUGCAAAGCCAUCAUCAUCAAGCUGCUCUCACGCCCCAAGGCCAUCAGCCCCUACCACCUGCGCAGCAUGAUGCUCUGGGCUUGCGACCGGCUGCCCGCCAGCUACCUGGCGCAGGAGGACUAUGCUGCCCACUUCCUCCUGGGCCUCAUUGACGACCUGCAGCACUGCCUGGUGAACAAGAUGUGCCCCAACUACUUCAUCCCCCAGUGCAACAUGCUGGAGCACCUCUCCGAGGAGACGGCCAUGCUCCACGCCCGCAAGCUCUCCUCCGUGCGCUCGGACCCGGCCGAGCACCUCCGGACUGCCAUUGAGCACGUCAAAGCGGCCAACCGGCUGACGCUGGAGCUCCAGCGGAGGGGCAGCACCACCAGCAUCCCCUCCCCGCAGUCGGAUGGCGGAGACCCCAGCCAGCCCGACGACCGGCUGGCCAAAAAGCUCCAGCAGCUGGUCACCGAGAACCCGGGCAAGUCCAUCUCCGUCUUCAUCAACCCGGACGAUGUCACGCGGCCGCACUUCCGGAUCGAUGACAAGUUCUUCUGAGGGACGGCUUCUCUCCCCACCCCACCCCAGUUUCAGACUUGAGCCUCGGCUCACCGCCACCCCAAGCCCCUCACCCUCCCUCUCCCCUUUUUGGAAUCUUUUUUAAAAAAACACAUAUCCAGCUUAGAUUGGAUUCGCGGAGGACAAAUGACAGACUUUUUCCUGGUUCUGCAGGAUGGGGCAGUUUCUCACUGUUUCGUUUGCUGCUGCUUCCCCCCUUUCCGGACUGUGUGUCGCUUUUGAGGAAUACCUGAAGCCACACUUCCUGGGUUUCCCCCUUUUCCUCCUUUUUUUGCAACCUUCCUUUCCGUGUUGACCUUCUGUUGCUUUUUCUUCCCGGAGCUCCCUCCCUUGACUCCGAGGUCAUGAGUGCGAGGAGUUCCAGAAGGGGAUUUUUUGGGGGGCGGGGGUGUUGUGGCUUCCUUUCCAUUGCUGGGGGGGGUGUCCCAUUUUCAUUUGCUUCAUUUCCUCUUUUGCUCACCCCAAAGGACCUAGGCGGCUUUGCAAACAGUGAUGAAACGUCCCAAAACGAUGGGGUGUUGCUUCCCACACACAGCCCCUCCCAAGUCACUUCUUCUUGAAUGUAAUAGCUCAGAUUUGGACUUCUCAUGGCAUAAGGAGAGGGGCCUCGGCCCACUUCCACGCAGGGGAAAGGAAAACGGUUCUGGAAUGUUAGUUUUUAGUGCGUGUAAUUAUUCAAAGCCUUAUUUAAAUGCUAUUAAAGAACGUACCAUUAUAAAUGUUAA
Messenger RNA from Podarcis raffonei (Aeolian wall lizard), 2276 nucleotides. It is a transcript of the gene MB21D2, whose product is annotated as Mab-21 domain containing 2. NCBI's taxonomy places the organism in Eukaryota, Metazoa, Chordata, Lepidosauria, Squamata, Lacertidae. The record is from RefSeq and is a predicted model, not a curated record. The coding region runs from base 16 to 1530 and encodes 504 amino acids. The transcript is spliced from 2 exons.